CUUCCUAUGGGCUUUGCAUGAUCGCGCACAUUGAGAGGACAACGCUGCGCGUGGGCAAUUUCCCUCCGAUCAUCCACCACCUACUCCCCUUGACUGUUGCCCCUACAAGCAUCCAUCUGCUCGACCCUUACGGUUGCAGAAUUGCAACAGAGCAUCAAAUAGACGCAGCUCAGCUCAGCUCCGCGCACUGAUCCAUCUCCCACUCUGUCGAGCAUCGCUGCAACAAUGUCAUCAAGCGAUCCCAAGAGGAACGUCGUAGGGGCAAGCGAGCAGCAGGGAUCUCCUGCAUCACCGGAAGCAGAAUGGCAAUCCGCUCGACAGGCUUUCGGCUCAGCAGAAGCCCUGCCAUUUGCGAGCUUGCGACCGGUCAAGGAGAUUGACGACAUUUUGACAAAGCUGCCGGGUAGCCCCUUUGAGAUCGAGGAAAAGGUCAUCAAGGGCGUGCUCACCAAGACGUGGAAGAACUUGCCUGCUAGCGUGGCACAAUUUUGGACUGGAUGCGCUCAGCUUUAUAGAAGGAGAGAGUACCUGGUGUACGAAGACGUGCGAGUGACCUACAAGGAGGCGUGGGAACAAAGCUUGAUCAUUGCUCAUUGGCUCAGGUCUCAGUUCGCUGUUCGAAAGGGCGACAAGGUGGGAUUGCUUAUGCGAAACAUUCCCGAAUUCGUGAUUGCGUACUUUGCUAUCCAGCUGCUGGGCGGGGUAGCCGUCGUUCUGAACGCCUUUAGCGACUCGGACACUUUGGACUUUUGCGUCAAGGAUGUGCAGUGCAGGGUCUUGUUGCUGGACCCAGAGAGGCUGCACAGGAUACAAACGAUAUUCCCCAGGCUAUCGGAGGGUCUAGGACAUGCUGGAAGCGUGGAAGGCAUCGCGGUAUGCCCCAGAGAUGGCAGGAUGGUGUUGCCCAAGGAGAAGCGGCCGUGGAUGGAUGGCAAGUUGGGCCCGCUCGUCUUUGAUUGGCAAGAGUUGCAGCACCGCUGGAGCCCUACGCUGCAGCUCAGCAGACCUCCACCUGUCGUCGUGCAACCGGAAGAUCCAUCGACAAUCUUGUUCACCAGCGGCACCACUAGCAGACCCAAAGGCGUCAUUUCAACCCAGCGGCAAAACUUGUCGUCCAUGCCACUCAGCUCGUAUGGCACUGCGCGAGCAUUCUUGAGAAGACAUCGCGCAUUGCCUUUGCCUGCUCCUGAUGCUCAACAGCGAUGCGUACUCCUUUGUGUUCCCUUCUUCCACACCACGGGACUACACUCUGGCAUUUCCCUAACCACUGCUUCUGGCAGUCGACUUUGCAUGCUUCACAAGUGGGAUCUCAAAGACGCCAUCACUACGAUCCAACGGGAAAAGUGCCACAGCGUGACGGGAGUGGGGUUCAUGCUUCGAGAAAUCGUCUCUAGCGGCGCACCGCUGCCGAGUUUGGAAGUGAUGGGACACGGAGGCGCAUCGACGCCAAGAGAGACGGUGACGGAAGUGUCUGGCAAGCUGAAAUCUUUGCUCGUCGGGCAGGGAUACGGCUUGACAGAGGUGAAUGGUGUAGCUUGCGGCAUCUAUGCCGACGAUUACGUUCAUCGACCAGACAGCAUCGGUCUACCGCCGCCCACCGUUGAGCUGUGCAUCGUCGAUCCUACAUCCCUCGUCCGCCUCACAAAGCCCGAGGAGGAGGGCGAACUGUGGAUAAAGUCUCCAGGAGUAGCUAGCUACUUCAACAGACCGGAAGCCAACGCCGAGUCCUUCAUGCCCGACGGUUGGUUCAGAACUGGCGAUCUGGCAAAGCAAGACCAAGCUGGCUUCUACUACAUUACGGGAAGAGCAAAGGAGAUGAUCAUUCGGGGAGGCGAGAAUAUCAGCACAGUGCACGUGGAGAAUGCAGCCUUUAGUCAUCCAGAGGUGAAGGAUUGCUCGGCUUUCCCGCUGCCUUGCAAGAUCUACGGCGAGCGCGUAGGUCUGGUGGUGGUGCUGCACAAGAAGGAGGCUUUGCGCACCAUCAAGGCCAAAGACAUCAUUCAUCAUGCAAGUCAAACGCUUCCCAAGUUUGCUAGACCAGAAUACGUCCACUUGACCACCACUCCUCUUCCACGCAAUCCCAACGGCAAAGUCAUCAGAAAGCAAGUGACAAAGACGGGCGUGGAGCAGGCUCUGAAGGAUGGAUGGAGUAGUAUUGCGCAAAGCUCGGCACGCGAGAGCAAGCUCUGAGUACACGAUGCAGAUAGAUAGAUGGAUGGGGCCCUUUGCCCUGCCCUGUCUUUUUUUUUCUCUCUGCUGGGCUUGCUGGGACUCUUUGCCUGCGCGUUCCGCCUUCAAGAGCAGUGGGGCGCGUCAAAUUUGGUGUCGCAUCUGCUUUCAGUGUCCUACGGUACGCAUCCCCCAGUCACGUUGGUACCGCUGCGCCUCGUUUACCCUUUUGUGUGCGAUCGUCCACAUGCCAUCUAAGAAUGCUUCCUCACGAUCAAUCUAUUACAGGUCGAGCUGAUCUGACAACAUC
Ceraceosorus guamensis is the source of this 2479-nucleotide messenger RNA. RefSeq names its product acetyl-CoA synthetase-like protein. NCBI's taxonomy places the organism in Eukaryota, Fungi, Basidiomycota, Exobasidiomycetes, Ceraceosorales, Ceraceosoraceae. The transcript has 7 exons. Bases 226 to 2190 code for a protein of 654 amino acids. The record is from RefSeq and is a predicted model, not a curated record.